GGCAGGUGGAGGCUGCGCAGGCUCACCUGCGGAAUCUUACGCUCGGCCGUUGAACGUCCUAACGGUCGCCCGACCGCGCCGCCAGGGGCCGCUCGGGCCCAGGCCAGCCGUUGUGCCGCGAGUUGGCGCGUGCCUGCUGUCUGGCGUCCACUGCGUCACGCCCGCGAACUGCCCCGGGCGCUACUGUGGUAGCGUCCAUCCACACGCACGUCGUGGAUCUUCCGCGCUUGGGCCGUGGGCCCUGCUGAGGGCUUUGCAUACAGCUUGGCACAUUGCAGGAGCUCAGGCAGCAUUGAUGGCAUUGAAUGGAACAAAAGAGAUACCUACAAAGACUGAAAAUGGUGUUUGGUCUGUGCUGCCAGAGAGAGAGGCUAUACAAGUUGCUGUAUGUAGUACACAUCUUCAUUCUUGCAGGAGUGGUGUACUACUAUUUUCAGGGGUGUGUGGGGAAAACAGCUCCUGACCAUGAGAUUGCUGGGGAAUCAUCACAGCCCUUAGGGGAGACCUUAAGGCCAGUGUGGGGACUGAUGGAUAAAUGCUACCCUGUGACCGCUCAGAGACGCAGAGUCAAGAGUGGGGAGAAGCAAGACUCUGAGGCCAUGACCCCGAAGGCAACAGGAGGACCGAAUGAUGCUGCCCCCAAGGAGGAGGCUGAUAUCUUGUCUUCGGACGAGGGGGAGAUGAGGUCCCCAGGAGAGGAAGCAGGCAGCCCCAUUCCUUCCUCCAUUCCUGCUGGGAAGGAGGUACCUGAGGAGGAGGAGGCGGCAGGGACCCCAGGCUGGGAGGAAAAUAAAAAGGUCCAAAAGGAGAUUGCUGCAUAUACUUCUGAGGCUUCUGAGGUGGACCUAAUGGAGGAGAGGCCUGGGGGCUGGGUCCCCCAGCUCCUGAGGAAGCUCUGGCUGGGCUGGUCCCCAGCCUCUGACAUCCCCAAGACUCAGAGCCACGAAUGACAAAACAUCCAAUAAAUCCAGAGUUGCCGCUUCUGCAGGCCUGGCUGCCUCCUUUCAGGGGCCUCAAGUUUCCACAAACUCAGUGUGGUUUCAUCCACGCUCCCUGUUCCAGUAAGCUGCAGGAACACCACCUCCUGCCACUAAGCCCACGACAGGGGAUAAGCUGGAGACUGAACGGGGCCCUGGCUGGUCUUCUGACUCAGUGCCAAGGGAGAGGCCAAGUUCCCUGAAUGCUAAGAGCUGUGGAGCUCACUGUCAUGAAGGCAAAAGUGGCCUGGCUGGGGGUGGUGCUUCUGCCUUGAGUGUCUGUGGUCCCCAAGCUGUUAACCUAAAUGCACCAGGAAGUCUACUUAUGACUCAGGUAAGCAGACAGUCAUUAGAAGCCCUUGGGUGGUGCCUGUGCGUGCUUAGAGGCCAGAACAAACUGUCGGGGUGGUGGGCACAGGUAGACGGUGGCAGUCCCCGCCCUCAGCUAGGGCUCCAGGCUAAUGAGGUCCCAGCUCCAGAGUCAGAGCAGGAAGACAGGCCCCAGCAGCCAUCUGGUGCAAACUUCUCAUUGGCUGAAGGGGAAUAGAAGCCUGAGGUCACACAGUGUCGCAGCAGAGCGAGGACUAGAGCCAGGGUGUCCUCCUCCCAGCUCCCCACAUGGCCUCCUUCUGUUCUGGCCACCCCAUUGUCACAUGGG
Molecule: messenger RNA, 1635 nt
Organism: Globicephala melas (long-finned pilot whale)
Lineage: Eukaryota; Metazoa; Chordata; Mammalia; Artiodactyla; Delphinidae
Source: RefSeq, a predicted model, not a curated record